This is a messenger RNA of Limanda limanda (common dab), 531 nucleotides long. It is a transcript of the gene samd10b, whose product is annotated as sterile alpha motif domain containing 10b. The record is from RefSeq and is a predicted model, not a curated record. The coding region runs from base 1 to 531 and encodes 176 amino acids. Gene Ontology annotation, molecular function: protein binding. The transcript has 5 exons. Gene Ontology annotation, cellular component: cytoplasmic side of plasma membrane. Gene Ontology annotation, biological process: cell surface receptor protein tyrosine kinase signaling pathway. Lineage: Eukaryota; Metazoa; Chordata; Actinopteri; Pleuronectiformes; Pleuronectidae.
AUGGCCGUGGACGCGGCGUCCAGCUUCAGUUUUUGCCGUGCCUCCCUGGAGCACACGCUGUCUGCUGAGGAGCUGAGCUACCAGCUGCCGCGUCGCGCCGGAGGCAGCAACCUGACCUGGCACGACGGCCGCGGCCAGAAGACGGGACACUCACGCACCGUCAAGCUACUGCAGCAGCCCGGCACAGAGGGCAUCCAGCUGCGUCCGGGUGAAGCCUUCACUGUGUAUCACACCAGUCCCACACUCUCCAGUCUGUCCAAACCUGUGGUGCUGUGGACUCAGCAGGACGUCUGCAAGUGGCUGAAGAAACACUGUCCUCACAACUACCUGACCUACGUCGAGGCCUUCUCUCAUCACGCCAUCACAGGACGGGCUUUGCUGCGUUUGAACGGCGAGAAGCUUGAGAGGAUGGGGAUCGUGCAGGAGACGCUGAGGCAGGAGGUCCUCCAACAAGUCCUCCAGCUGCAGGUCAGAGAAGAGGUCCGCAACCUGCAGCUCCUGAGCAGAACCUCCUUUGGAAACUUCUCUUAG